UCUCUGCAGAGCUUGUCUGGGUUUCGCAUGUCUUGUUGCUCCUCCUCCAUCGCCUUAAGCUGAGCUCGCAGCUGAGAGAAGCUGAGGAAGCGGCAGAAGAGAGAGGAACGGAAGAACCGAGAGCUGAUCUAAAGCGAACCCAGAGACAUGGCUGAGAAUAAAGUGGGCCCGAACCUCCAGGCUGGAGCUGGACUCCUCGCCAAGCGGGUCCAGAAGUCCCUGAACAGAGCGCAGGAGAAGGUUCUUCAAAAACUGGGCAAAACCAUGGAGACCAAGGAUGAGCAGUUUGAGCUGUCCUUCCAGAAACUCAACAAGCAACAGAACGACGGAACCAGAUUGUUUAAAGACGUGAAAGCCUACUAUGCAGCAGUGAAAACGGUGCAUGAAACCUCGAAGCGCCUGUCCCUGACCCUACGAGACAUUUAUGAAUCGGACUGGAACGGGGAGCAGGACCUCGCUGUCAUUACAGAGAGUGAGGAUCUCCUCUGGAACGACUUUGAGGAGAAAAUAAGUGACCAGCUGGUCCGGCCCAUGGAGAACUACACCAGCCAGUUUCCUGAGGUCAAGGAACGAGUCGCAAAGCGGGGGCGAAAACUGGUGGACUACGACUCGGCCCGUCACCACCUGGAAGCUCUGCAGAGCGCAAAGAAAAAGGAUGAAGCCAAAAUCACAAAGGCUGAGGAGGAGUUCAACAAAGCCCAGAAUGUCUUUGAAGAGAUAAAUAAUGAGCUGCGGGAGGAGUUGCCUGUUCUCUAUCAGAGUCGGAUCGGUUGUUACGUGACUGUGUUCCAAAACAUCUCAAACCUGCGAGAUGUCUUUUAUAAAGAAAUGAGCGUGCUAAACCGAGAUCUUUACAAUGUGAUGAAGAAACUGGAGACGCAGCACUCGGGCAAAAAUUUUAUCGUCAAGGGUUUGGAUAGCAACUCGGCUGGAAAGUCAAAGAAAAGAAAGUCGCUGGUCAUCUCUAACCCCAUCCCCUGCAACACAGCUUUCCCAGCUGAUCACGUCUCCAUUCAUCCCUCGACCCAGAAUGGCAAAGAGGCCGCUGCCUCUAGAGUCGCCCAACAGUCUCCGAGCAUUUCUGAAGAGAGCGCUGCAGCGGAGGAGAGCAGCAUCCCAUCUAAAAGCGUCAGCUCGUCAGACUCUGAUCUCAGCCUCAGCAGCGUAAACACACCCAAGAGGCAGUCUGUGUGCGACAACGAGAACAGCGACGGCUCCAGAGACCAACAUGAGCCGUUACCUGCGAAGGAGCAGGACGACGCGGAAACGUCGGACAAUCCGGAAACGUCAGAGGCUGCAGACGACUCGAGUUCCCAGAAUCCACCUGGCUUCCUUUGUGAGGAGGUGGCAGCAGAGAGCAAUGAAGAGGCUGAUGGAGGCCAGCUACAGUCUGAACAGGGAGGCGACGUCCCAGUGCCUGCUGACACCCAAGAGGUUCACUUUUUACACUUUUCUUUAUUUAUUUUACUUGCAACCAAGUGAGAAAAUUCUGUGUUU
Molecule: messenger RNA, 1497 nt
Organism: Cyprinodon variegatus (sheepshead minnow)
Lineage: Eukaryota; Metazoa; Chordata; Actinopteri; Cyprinodontiformes; Cyprinodontidae
Gene: bin2b
Product: bridging integrator 2-like
Exons: 11
Coding region: 148-1482 (444 amino acids)
Biological process (GO): plasma membrane tubulation; podosome assembly; phagocytosis, engulfment
Cellular component (GO): phagocytic cup; plasma membrane; podosome
Molecular function (GO): protein binding; phospholipid binding
Source: RefSeq, a predicted model, not a curated record